UCUCAUUCCUUUUUAUACUUCACAAUAUUAUUCAUUAUUCCUCAUUAACAUUUGCACAAGAAAAUGGCUAAUGGCAUUCGAUUCUUCGAACUAUUCAACAAAACCAAGAUCCCAUCUGUUGGUCUCGGCACAUGGCAAUCGGAACCUGGUCUUGUCGGCGAUGCUGUUGCUGCUGCAAUCAAGAUGGGGUAUCGACAUAUCGAUUGUGCCCAAGUGUAUGGCAACGAGAAGGAGAUUGGGUUAGUUUUGAAGAAGCUCUUUCAAGAAAAUGUCGUCAAACGUGAAGAUUUGUGGAUUACCUCUAAGCUCUGGUGCCGUGAUCAUGAACCAGAAGAUGUACCUAUUGCACUGGACAGAACGUUAAGCGAUUUGCAUCUUGACUAUCUCGACUUGUACCUUAUCCACUGGCCUGUAAAGAUGAAGAAGGGAUCCGAGGGCUUUAAGCCCGAGAAUCUUGUUCCAGUAGAUAUUCCAGCAACAUGGAAAGCAAUGGAGAAACUUUAUGAUUCUGGAAAGGCGCGCGCCAUUGGCGUUAGCAAUUUUUCCACCAAAAAGUUGGGAGAUUUGUUGGAUGUAGCCCGCGUUCCGCCAGCUGUCAAUCAGGUGGAAUGUCACCCUUCAUGGAAGCAAACUAAACUGAGAGACUUCUGCAAAUCAAAGGGCGUUCACCUUUCUGGAUAUUCACCACUUGGUUCUCCGGGGACGUCCUUCAUCAAAAGCGAUGUACUAAAAAGCCCGGUUCUAGCUUCAGUAGCUGAAAAACUGGGAAAAACGCCUGCUCAGGUUGCGCUCCGGUGGGGCCUACAAAUGGGUCAUAGCAUACUUCCCAAGAGUACAAGCGAAUCUCGAAUCAAAGAAAACUUUGAUGUCUUUGAUUGGUCAAUUCCUGAUGACUUGUUCACUAAACUCUCUUCUGAGAUUGAGCAGGCUAGGCUGCUGAGAGGUACUUCUUUUGUGGAUGAGACUCAUGGCUCCUACAAGACCCUUGAGGAACUCUGGGAUGGUGAAAUAUGACAAAUAGGGUGUUCAUUUUAUAAAUAAUAAUAUGUUAAGAACGGUGAGAGUCGCUUUAAAUUUUCUAGAAUGGUUGUGGAUUUCGUUUGGGAUUUAGUUUUAAAGAAUAUUGCAUUGAUAACAUUUUAUCUAAAUGCAUAUAUGCAUAUCUAUAUUUAUACUA
Messenger RNA from Helianthus annuus (common sunflower), 1177 nucleotides. RefSeq names its product NADPH-dependent aldo-keto reductase, chloroplastic. Bases 64 to 1014 code for a protein of 316 amino acids. Gene Ontology annotation, molecular function: aldose reductase (NADPH) activity. The record is from RefSeq and is a predicted model, not a curated record. Lineage: Eukaryota; Viridiplantae; Streptophyta; Magnoliopsida; Asterales; Asteraceae. Gene Ontology annotation, cellular component: cytosol. The transcript is spliced from 7 exons.